This is a messenger RNA of Entelurus aequoreus (snake pipefish), 2559 nucleotides long. It is a transcript of the gene gnao1b, whose product is annotated as guanine nucleotide binding protein (G protein), alpha activating activity polypeptide O, b. The record is from RefSeq and is a predicted model, not a curated record. Bases 338 to 1402 code for a protein of 354 amino acids. The transcript is spliced from 8 exons. Gene Ontology annotation, cellular component: heterotrimeric G-protein complex. Gene Ontology annotation, molecular function: GTPase activity; corticotropin-releasing hormone receptor 1 binding; G-protein beta/gamma-subunit complex binding. Lineage: Eukaryota; Metazoa; Chordata; Actinopteri; Syngnathiformes; Syngnathidae. Gene Ontology annotation, biological process: adenylate cyclase-modulating G protein-coupled receptor signaling pathway; G protein-coupled dopamine receptor signaling pathway.
AGAGAGAGCUUCAGACCCCCGCUCUCUUCCCCCGCACUCUCCCCCACCUAACAACAACCUCAGCCCCGCAGCGAGGCUCUCUCACAACGACCCCACCCCGCCCCCAAACCCCCCUCCGACAGAGGGGACGGAGCGAGAGGCACACUCGGAGUCACCGAGAGGGGAAAAAAAAGAACCGCUUCGGGAACCCCGGCAUCAGCGUCGCCCUCAAUCCGGGCCCUCAUGCUGUAGCGGCGGCGCGCAGAAGGAGCGAGAGAGCCCACAUCGCACUGAGUGAGACCGAGAGGGCCACAGGGCGGACCCGGGGAGACGACGCUUGUUCUUUCCGCUUGGCAGCAUGGGAUGUACGCUCAGCGCCGAGGAGCGCGCAGCUCUGGACCGGAGCAAGGCCAUCGAGAAGAACCUGAAGGAGGACGGCGUGGUGGCGGCCAAGGACGUCAAGCUGCUCCUGCUCGGCGGGGGAGAGUCCGGCAAAAGCACCAUCGUCAAACAGAUGAAGAUUAUCCAUGAAGAUGGCUUCUCUGGGGAUGACGUGAAGCAGUAUAAGCCCGUGGUCUACAGCAACACCAUCCAGAGCUUGGCAGCCAUCCUCAGAGCCAUGGACUCACUGGGAAUCGAGUUUGGAGACAAGGAUCGAAAAGCGGAUGCCAAGCUGGUGUGCGAUGUUGUGAGUCGCAUGGAGGACACAGAACCGUACUCUGCCGAGCUCCUCAGCGCCAUGAAGCGUGUUUGGGCCGACGCCGGGACUCAGGAGUGCUUCAACCGGGCCCGUGAAUACCAGCUCAACGACUCGGCCCAAUACUACCUGGACAGUUUAGACCGGAUCGGGGCAGCAGACUACCAGCCCACAGAGCAGGACAUCCUGAGAACUCGAGUGAAGACCACCGGCAUUGUGGAAACUCAUUUCACCUUUAAAAACCUUCAUUUCAGGCUCUUUGAUGUUGGCGGUCAGAGGUCAGAGAGGAAGAAGUGGAUCCACUGCUUUGAGGACGUGACCGCCAUCAUCUUCUGUGUGGCUCUGAGCGGUUAUGACCAGGUGCUCCACGAGGACGAGACAACUAACCGCAUGCACGAAUCCCUCAUGCUGUUUGACUCCAUCUGCAACAACAAGUUCUUCAUAGACACCUCCAUCAUCCUCUUCCUCAACAAGAAGGAUCUCUUUGCAGAGAAGAUCAAGAAGUCGCCGCUGACGAUCUGUUUCCCCGAAUACACAGGUGCUAACACUUACGACGACGCUACCGCAUACAUUCAGGUUCAGUUUGAGAGUAAGAACCGCUCGCCCAACAAGGAGAUCUACUGUCACCUGACCUGUGCCACGGACACAGGGAACAUCCAGGUAGUGUUUGAUGCCGUCACUGACAUCAUUAUUGCAAACAACCUGAGAGGGUGCGGCUUAUACUGAGCACAGCUGUUGUCAUGGAGAGUGUGAGGUGUUAAUGAUCAUUUUCAUGAUACUUAAAAACACAAAAUUAUGUAAUUCUACACGUCCGAAUGGACCCAAAGAGCUGCCGCCAGACAUCACGUUGGAUUCAUGUCAUGAUUUCUCCCCCCUCCUCUUAUCAUUUCAAUACACAAUCCUUGUUUUGUCUUUUUAAUCUGAUUUAUUGAUGAUCAUAAAUAAACAAUUGGGAGAGGUCAGGAGCGCUGGCACCAGGGUGGUAUUUACUGGGCGCCUUCUUUGGAGAAAAAUGCAGUGCAAAAAUUCCUCUGUUUGGCUUCUAUGUGCAAGCCAUGAGCCUGUGGUACUCGUGCUGCGUGAUGAUAGUGAUGAGGAUAAUGUUUGAACUUUAAAAGGGCACAAAACGCUCCUUCUCGGUCACACACAUGACCGAGUAGCCUUAGGCAUGUUAGUUCUGCUCCUUUUUCUCUUCUAUUUACUAAGACGUCACAAGAGAGUAUUGAGUGUCGAGUGCGAGGGAUAACCAAUCAUGUUACACGAAAAGGAGGGGGGAGAAAAACUAAAGCAGUCAUAUCGGUGCCAACCAUCUGAAAACAGAUUAGGAUUAUAGAAGGAUAACUUUUAUCACACAACUUCUUACUGAUUGAAGCCCCUCCUCCUACCCUUUUACCACACCUUUCGAUUCCUAAAAAGGAAGAGGAGGCCUCUGGUACCGUCUUGUACCCCUUAAUGUGAAUCUGUUUAGGCAUAGAACACUGCACAAGAAGAUCAUUAGAGGCAGCCUCUGUCAGGGGGAGAUUGCUUUAUUGUAUUCUAAGCCUUGCUCCUGACAGGUCAAAACAGUAUCCCCCCCCAUCUGCCAUCUUUCCCUUUUCACAGAGAAAAAGUACAGCUCUCUAUUUCCCCCUUUGCACCCUAAAAUCCACCUCCCCGCUCCUCUCACGUCAACCAUCCUCACCUUAAAAGCACCGUAUUGUAUAUAUAUAUAUUACGAUUAUACCAGAUUUUUUUUACUGUGAAUGUUUUUGUGCUGCACCCCCCAACCCCCAUCUUAUUCUGUAGUUCUUUGGUUGCUCUCAUGUGGAAUGUUUGUGCUGAGCCAAUCGAAUGUUGUGUUUACAUUAAAGCUACACUUUUCCUAACUAUUCCUGUGUUGAUGC